Messenger RNA from Dinoponera quadriceps, 2888 nucleotides. RefSeq names its product annexin B11-like. The record is from RefSeq and is a predicted model, not a curated record. NCBI's taxonomy places the organism in Eukaryota, Metazoa, Arthropoda, Insecta, Hymenoptera, Formicidae. The coding region runs from base 421 to 2016 and encodes 531 amino acids. The transcript has 10 exons. Gene Ontology annotation, molecular function: calcium-dependent phospholipid binding; calcium ion binding. Gene Ontology annotation, cellular component: cytoplasm.
CGGGUUACGCAACCCGACCGGGCAACCGAAUCGCGUGUCAACCACGUGGUGCGUUAUCUCGUGCAUCAUCCAUGCGCCGCGAUUAUUAUGUAAACGAACCGGUUGCAACGAGACGGAGAACUCGCGUGAUUGUAUGCACACGUAAAACCCCGCGCUCUCUAAAUUUUACACGGAGUGAAAUCUCAUACGAAUGGAAAUACACUCGAAGCUGAUCGUGAACAAACUGCCACCCGCGACCACAAAACUGAUAGACAGCUGAGCUCCCGACUGUCCGGGGCUGUACUAUAUCGCAUCAAUUUGCCGUUCUAAUCAAGAGUACCGACAAAUACCGUUCACGGGCCACGGAACACCGUUAGCAGAAACUAAAGCCGACGUGAUCUCGAUUCUUCCUCUGGUAGUUUCGACGCUUGAACAGGCAAAAUGAGUUACGGUUACCAAGGGCCACCUGUUCAAUUUUCGGGACGAGCACGACCACCAACGUCAUUUGGAGCCCCACCUGGUGCACCCUCUGCCCCUAGUGCUCCGUCUUAUCCCCAAACCGGUUUCACGAAUGCACCGCCAAUGUCCUUUGGCAUGCCACAACCGUAUGGUCAGACCUCCUCUCCUCAUCCGACAACGUCCUUCGGCAUGCCACAACCGUACGGCCAGAUCUCCGCUCCUUAUCCGACUCAAGCCAUGCAUCCUACUCCGAGCAGCUCACCAUUACACAAGACUUAUUUGGCGCAACAAGUGCCGUAUCCAGCUCAGUCCAUGCCGUGUUACCCAUCCAGUGCCUAUCCAUCCAACGUUUAUCCACCCAGUCCCAGCCAACGGGCAAGUCAACCAUCUUACCCACAACAACAGAGCCGCAACACAUAUCCUAAUCUACAACAAACAUCAGAGGCUGCAGAAUGCUUUAACAAAAGAACUUCCCUAUAUCCUCAAGGACCAAAUACACACGCAAGUAGUUCAAUCCCGUAUCAAGGCGGAAACUAUUCUGGGGGGCAGGGGGUACGCUCUAAUUAUCCUUACGGCGCUAAUCCACCUACUGCUGCUCCACAUGGCACCACCCCAGCCCCCCGGUUUGCGCCUAAGAUCUCCCCCACUGUCGUGGCUUACGACGACUUCGAUGCCAGAGCGGACGCGGAAGCGUUAAGGAAAGCCAUGAAGGGAUUUGGUACCGAUGAGAAGACCAUCAUUCACGUUCUCGCCAAUCGCAGCAAUUUGCAGCGUCAAGAGAUCGAGUCGCAAUUUAAGACCCUUUACGGAAAGGAUCUUAUAAAGGACUUGAAAUCGGAACUAUCCGGGAACUUUGAGAAACUCGUUCUUGCUCUGAUGAUGCCGCUACCUCAGUAUUAUGCCAAAGAACUCCACGACGCGAUGUCCGGUAUCGGCACCGACGAAACGGUGCUCAUCGAGGUGUUGUGCACCAUGUCGAAUCAUGAAAUAUCCAUUAUUAAGCAGGCAUACGAAGCGAUGUACAGAAGAACAUUGGAGGACGAUUUGAUUUCCGAUACGUCCGGCAACUUCAAGCGCUUGAUGGUGUCAUUGUGCUGUGCCAACAGAGACGAGGCGUUCGACGUGGACCACGCUGCCGCGGCGGAAGAUGCCAGACAACUUUUACAAGCUGGGGAACUUCGUUUCGGCACGGAUGAGUCCACCUUCAACGCGAUCCUCGUCCAAAGAAGCAUGCCGCAGUUGCAGCAGAUAUUCGCGGAGUAUCAGAACAUAACAGGCCACGACAUCGAGAAUGCGAUCGAGAAUGAGUUUUCGGGCGAUAUCAAGAAGGGUCUACUCGCGAUCGUGAAGUGCGUCAAGAACAGAGCUGGUUUCUUCGCGGAACAAUUGUACAAGAGCAUGAAAGGCCUCGGCACGGACGACAGCCGUCUCAUCCGACUGGUUGUGACACGCUGCGAAGUGGAUAUGGGUGAGAUAAAGUGCGCGUUUGUGCAACAGUACGGAGAAUCGUUGGAAGAUUUCAUUUCUGGUGACUGUUCAGGGCACUACAAAAAAUGCUUAUUGGCAUUAGUUUCCUAAAACAUUUUUUACGAUCGCAAGAAGCUCACUUCGUUGCAUUUAUCGUUCGUUUAUGAGAAAAUGGGAAACAUCAGUUCUCGAAAGUGUACAGUGAAUGUACACGAUUAAAGAUUGAAUGCUAUUUUACUUCCAUUCUGUAAUGGCUUCUGUCCACAGGACGCGGAAACACUUGCCGCGCGGCGGAAGUUCAUGCGGUGGACAAUAAAUUUUUAAUUCUUACCGAAGAAUGGCAUGUUGAUUGGCUACCACGUGAACUUCCCGCCGCGCAGCAAGCGUUUGCCACAUCCUGUAAGCAGAAGCCAUUACAGUUGCAUCGAUGACAAUCGUAUAUUCUGUACCACACAUGUGAUUGAUUUUUAUACACACAGACUUACACGAAGAAAUUUCAGCUCGCGUAUAUACAAUGAAAAUAAUUAAUGUCUUUACAAAUCUUCCGACGUUUUUUACAUAUUGCGAUAUAUGUAAAAUAAGAAUUUUGCGAAAACAUAGCUAAUAAUCAUUCAUGGGAAUUUCCAAUGGUUUUAGAGAAUCUCUGAGUUAAUUACUUGACACAGACACAUUUAUGCUAGCUAUUGCUUGGAUUGAUCUUUUAGAAUUCCGUGUUAUAGAUAAAAUGUUCAUGAAACAAAUCUGUGAAAGACACCGCUAACUCGGAAGCCGAGUCAAGUACUGUUUGGAUUAUUUUAAUUGAAUAUUCCGAUUUACUGUAAACACUUUUAUAUCUGAGACAAUAACGGAAGUGAGUAAAAUUUUUGAAGUACUAUUGUCAAUACGAAUGUAUUUGCUUUGUAAGAAUCUUGUAACGAUCUGCCAGCUGUCUUCCUACCGCUGGCUAUCUCUCGACUAUUUUUUAUCAUGGUAUUACGGUGAUA